GCUGGUACUGCUCUAUCGACUCGCUCGGGAUGAAGUCGUUGAGAUAUUCGGUGCUAAUUGCGCUGCUCGUUUUCGGCGGAAGUGCGAACGGCAAAGAGAAAUGUCCGUGGCAGCCUAGCAAUAGAACUACACGUGUAUUUCUUCCUGAUGGAGUAUUACAAGGACAUGUCCUGAAAUCCUGGAACGGGAAUGAUUUUUUCGCCUGGCAGGAAAUUCCCUACGCUGCACCUCCGGUUAAUGCAAACAGAUUCAGGCCGCCGAAGGAGCCUCUACCAUGGCGGGGCACCGUCCGGAACGCCACCAAAAACACCAAAGUCUGCAUGCAGUACAAGCCCACGGCUCUCACUCCCGUGCCCGACGAUCUCACCAUGAGCGAGGAUUGCCUGUUCCUCAACGUUUACUCUCCGGUGAGGUCGGAUCCUAACGAAUUAAUGCCGAUUCUGUUCUUCAUCCAUGGCGGCGGGUUCUUCUACGGUUCCGGAGCGAUGCAGUAUUACGAUCCGAAGUAUUUGAUGGAUUAUGGUGUGAUUGUGGUUACGAUUAAUUACCGGCUCGGGCCGUUGGGUUUCCUGACUACUCAAAAUCCGACGUUACCAGCCAACAACGGGCUCAGGGAUCAAUUGCAGGCCUUGAAGUGGACCAUUAAGAACAUUUGCGCUUUCGGAGGCGAUCCCAAUAAUAUCACCGUCAUGGGCGAAAGUGCUGGAUCCACAUCUGCAGGAUUCAUGCAGUUGAGUCCGCUAACCAAAGGUAUGGUGCAGGGUUACAUAAUGGACAGCGGAUCUCCACUUUCCCCCUACGCGUUCCAAGAACGAGCCUGGUACUACGCCUUCAAACUCGCCAGACUUCUCAACAAAGAGUACAAAGCCGAAACAGAUCAGUUCCUAACAGACGACUUUUCGUCCGAAGAUGUGAUGUACGUCCUCCGAAGCGCCUCGGCGGAAAACAUAACAAACACCCAGGUGGACAACGACGAUUACAAAAUCAAUCCCAUCGCUGCGACGGUCAUAUGGCUGCCCGUCGCCGACGAUUUCGGCCCGGACCCUUUCGUCGACAUUCCCAUGGAGCAGGCUUUGAUGCAAGGGAGCUACAAUCAAGUGCCCCUAAUGACCGGCAUGACGUCAGAAGAAGCCAUGUUCUUCCUAAAAUAUAUACCGCCCGGUUUGGAGAUGGUGAUAAGGCAAAUGUACGACGCCAACGUGAAUCUGACGGUGCAUCCGCACCUGCGCAUCGCGUGCGAGAACGAGACGCGAGCCGGGAGGGAGUACAAGGAAAUUUACACGAACGCGUCCUUCGUGAAGGACCGAGGAGCGUUCGUUAAGUAUUUGGGCGAAGAGGUGUUCGCAACUCCCAACAUGCGGCACGCGGAGUUGGCUUCGGCGUAUAGCAGCGUGUAUUUGUACGAAUUCGCGCAUAAGGGAUCGAUGGGCGGGUUCCCCGACGAUCCUGAUAUUCCAGGUGCAAAUAGAGUGGGGCAUACGGAGGAGCUGCAUUAUUUGUGGGGGGGCGCGGAGGGGGUCAAGAAGGACCCUUGUACGUACCCGCUGAAGGAUCAACUGACGAUGAAAAGGAUGCUCACCCUUUGGACUAAUUUCGUUAAAUAUCAAAAUCCAACUCCCGAAGCUGAUCCGCUGUUCGAUGAAGUUUUGUGGCCGCGAGUGAAACCCGGCGAAAUGAAUUAUUUAAUGAUCAACGAUAGUUUGGCGCCUUCGAAAGAUCCAAAGAAUUAUAAACGAGUUAAGGAAGUAUUUGAGAAAUAUAAAAGUGCUCCUUACUAUUCAUUCUAGUUUUUAGUUGUGCAUGUAUAAAUAAAUUAUUUUUUAUAU
This is a messenger RNA of Phyllotreta striolata, 1826 nucleotides long. Lineage: Eukaryota; Metazoa; Arthropoda; Insecta; Coleoptera; Chrysomelidae. The record is from the annotation of a GenBank genome assembly.